Molecule: messenger RNA, 1144 nt
Organism: Raphanus sativus (radish)
Lineage: Eukaryota; Viridiplantae; Streptophyta; Magnoliopsida; Brassicales; Brassicaceae
Product: transcription factor MYB73
Exons: 1
Coding region: 85-1002 (305 amino acids)
Biological process (GO): regulation of DNA-templated transcription
Cellular component (GO): nucleus
Molecular function (GO): RNA polymerase II cis-regulatory region sequence-specific DNA binding; DNA-binding transcription factor activity, RNA polymerase II-specific
Source: RefSeq, a predicted model, not a curated record
CUCUUAAAACCUUUUCUUGUCCCAACAAAAAAAAACUCCCAACGACAGUAAAAAAAAAAACAGAACACAACAAAAGAUCCAACGAUGUCAAGUUCCGUCAGAAAGAACAUGGAGCGGAUCAAAGGCCCAUGGAGUCCAGAAGAAGACGAACUAUUACAGAGUCUGGUGCAGAAGCACGGUCCAAGAAACUGGUCUUUGAUAAGCAAAUCUAUCCCCGGACGCUCCGGCAAAUCUUGCCGUCUCCGGUGGUGCAACCAGCUAUCUCCGGAGGUAGAGCACCGUUCCUUUUCGCCGGAAGAAGACGAGACGAUUGUUCGAGCGCACGCUCGGUUCGGUAACAAGUGGGCGACGAUCUCACGUCUACUCAGUGGAAGAACCGACAACGCUAUCAAGAAUCAUUGGAACUCGACGCUCAAGCGAAAAUGCAGCGCCGUUGCAUCUGAUGGGUAUGACGGUAAUAUCGGAGAAGAGCAACCGUCGAAGCGUACGGCGAGCGGUGGUGGUGGUGGUGUGUCUACUGAGUUGUAUAUGAGCCCCGGAAGUCCUUCUGGAUCUGACGUCAGCGAGCAAUCUGGUGGUGGGCAACACGUGUCUAGAUCUGGUGCUGUGAAUGAGAUGACGGCGUCAUCGUCCGGUGAAGAUCCGCCGACGUAUCUUAGUUUAUCUCUCCCUUGGAAUAACGAGACAGAGACGGUUAGAGUCAACGAGUCAACUCAACUAAACGAGGAUACGGUUAUUGAUAAUGGUUACACGGCGGAGCUGUUUCCGGUUAGGAAGGAAGAGGUAGAGGAAGAGAAAGAGAUGUCAGGAUUUGGUGGUGAGUUCAUGACGGUGGUGCAGGAGAUGAUUAGGACGGAGGUGAGGAGUUACAUGGCGGAUUUACAGCGAGGGAACGUCGGUGGUGGUGGUGGUGGUUCGUGUGUUCCGCAAGGUGUAAUGAACCUUCGUGUCGGGUUUAGAGAGUUUGUAGUGAACCAAAUCGGCAUUGGGAAGAUCGAGUAGAGUGAUGACUGAUUAGUGAGGCUUCAAAGCUUUUCAUGUAUAGAGAAAUGGUUAGAGAGAAGCAAAUUAAAAAUGUUUUGUAAUCAUAUGAUCUUUCGUGAUUCAAAUCAGAAGGAAGCAAAGAUCAUACAUAUUACAUACA